Molecule: messenger RNA, 1622 nt
Organism: Gracilinanus agilis (Agile Gracile Mouse Opossum)
Lineage: Eukaryota; Metazoa; Chordata; Mammalia; Didelphimorphia; Didelphidae
Exons: 4
Coding region: 1-1266 (421 amino acids)
Biological process (GO): regulation of transcription by RNA polymerase II
Cellular component (GO): NuA4 histone acetyltransferase complex; nucleus
Source: RefSeq, a predicted model, not a curated record
AUGAAAGAAAAGGUCUUUGCCGUGACUCGGAUUCGAACCGAGGUUGCUGCGGCCACAACGCAGAGUACUAACCACUAUACGAUCACGGCGCGCCACCAGCGAAGCUACACCCGGCAUAGAGGCGAACAAAAGUGCUCCUCGACUAAUUUACUGACUGUAGUGGACAUCAUUACUUCUUUUAAUCCACCAACUUUGGACACUUGCCAAGCCUGCAGGAAAACUGGGAAGGACGAGUUGCCUUGCACAGACAACAUUUGGGGAUUUCGACCUUCAAGUGCCUGCACCCUAGGAACCGUGAGUGGAGAGUUGGCCAGCCCUUCUUUCUCCCUUCCUUACUUCAAGCUCUGGGAUCGGACAUGUGGGGCCCCAGAAGCCACCAGGACCAAUUCAGCAAAACCAUCAAGCUUGCCAGAACUUCAAGUCCGCCGACAUCUGCCGAAAAUCCCAGCCCUAUGUCCCCCCCUCCCCCCUUCUUGCACUUACAAUAGACUUUCGAAUAAGUUUUCCCUGAACGCUCAAAAAUUCUCUAGGAAGGCAGAGCGUCAGAAAGGCGUGAAAACCCGAGUUGAUUUCCUCCGGGAAGCUGAGGUUGCCACCGGCGGAAGCGGCGGCGGCGGCGGCCCAGGAUCGGGAGCAGGCGGCGGCGGCGGCGGCCCGGGUUCUGGCCCGGGCCCUGGCCGUAGCGGUGAGAAAGGCCCGGUGGAGUCGGCGCCGGGCCCGCCCGAGGAAGUCGUAGUGUGGAGCCCCGAGGUGGAAGUGUGCCUCUUCCAUGCCAUGCUGGGGCACAAGCCUGUCGGUGUGAAUCGUCACUUCCACAUGAUCUGCAUCAGGGACAAGUUCAGUCAGAACAUAGGGAGGCAGAUCUCCUCCAAAGUCAUCUGGGACCAUUUAAGUACUAUGUACGAUAUGCAAGCAUUGCAUGAGUCUGAGAUUCUUCCAUUCCCUAAUUCAGAGAAGAACUUCAUCCUUCCUGAAGAAAUUAUUCAAGAGGUCAAAGAAGGAAAAGUGAUGAUUGAAGAUGAAGUGAAGGAAGAAAUAAAAGAAGAAAUGGAUUCACACACUGGUACUGAAGAUGUUUUUACAUCUUCAGGAAAUUUGGGUAAAGGAGCUGAAAAGUCCAGUGGCAAAGAAAAAGAAAAGAGCUCAUCAGAUUCUGGAUCUAAAGAAGGUGCAGACAAGAGGAAACGCAACCGUGUCACGGAAAAGGUCUUAAAUGCAAACAGCAAUCCCUCUAGCCCAAGUGCAGCCAAACAUCGGAGAACAUAGACAGGCCGUUAUUAAUAACUUAGAGAAAAAUAAGAAGGAAACAAAAAAUGAUGAUGUUUACUUUAGUGGAAGGAAUUUUUGACAAGUUUUUAUUAAAUUACCCCAAUUGUUCAGAUGGUACAUAUUGUCAUUUUUGCUAAUCGUUGGAAAGGGAGCAUGAAAAGAUUAGCAUGAGGGAAGAGGCUGAGAAAUGUAUCCUAACUUCCUAGGAAUAUGGUUUGAAUACAGAAAAGACUCUAGCUUAUCUUGGUGGCAUUAGGAUAUUUGUGAGCAUUCUAGCUGAGUUCUCAGAUUUCCCAAGGUAAAAUGGUAGUUUUGCAAGUGUGUACUUAAGGAAUUUUGUGAUGAUAUAUAUA